Messenger RNA from Enhydra lutris kenyoni (northern sea otter), 1327 nucleotides. RefSeq names its product retrotransposon Gag like 10. The record is from RefSeq and is a predicted model, not a curated record. NCBI's taxonomy places the organism in Eukaryota, Metazoa, Chordata, Mammalia, Carnivora, Mustelidae.
AUGCCCCUUGGCUGGUGUUGGCAGGGCCCUCACAAUCCCAUCUGGGUGGGAACCAGUUAUGCCAUUGCACACCCUGGGCAGCAGUCCCCCACAGUGGAUCCCUGGAUUGAGCAGCUCUGCUGUGGGGACUCUGUGUGUGCUUGCACAACCACGGAGCAGAAGAGCACGGCCAUUAGUGCUCCUGAUGGUAAACCCACAGAAGGGGGGCCCCCGGCUCUGCGCAUGCCUGGCCCAUGGCCCAGGGUGGACUUCUGCUGUGUGCCAAUCUCACACCCAUGCACCUUUGAUGGCUCCCCAUGGCUUCUGGACGGUCUGUCCUUUUGCUUUGAGCACUAUCAGGACAACCUCUCCUGUGUCUUGGAGAUCCUAGGGCACCUGAUGGACUGACCCCAGGCAUGGGCAGCCCCCUACAUCAACGGGGACCUGCUCCUUCCUGAUGCUUAUGAGCUUUUCUGCCAGGAUCUCAAGGCAGUUUUUCAAAACCCGAACAGUUUCACUGAAUACCAUGCUGUAUCACCUUGCCCGCUACCUGCUGCCUCAAGCCAGCCCACAAUGGCCCCACAGCUGCCUAUGGUGAGGCAGUGCUUAGCUAGGUACUCAGACCUGGUACUCAACAUGGGAGCUGUCCCCAUUGCUGUGGCCACCCCUGCUGUUUGUAGUUCCAUCUCUGCAUGCAGAAAUACUUUCCCUGAAGAGCAGUGGGCCAAGGAGAACAGCCUUGGGUCUGUGGAGUCCCUCACCUUGUCUAGCUCUGCAUGCAACACUGAUCCUGGUCCCGUGGGGCCAGCCCCGUCCCAGCCAGGGGAGAUGACCCCUGCACCUGUUCCUGUACUUUCAGGAUCUGCUAACCUGCCUGCCCAGAAGCCAGAUCCAGUUCCACCAGGGCGUCCAGAACCCCAGAAGACAGAGGAGGAGAUUUCUGAGACGGAGGUAGACCAGGAGGCAUCCUUAGGUACCCCACAGUGGGUGGCGGACACCUCAAAAGCCCCAGGAGACUUAGCAGUUUCUCCCACUCCCCACUCCACAGCCCUGGGUUUUGCACACAGCCCAGGCAGGUAGAGCAGUGCUCCUUGUGACCAAAUGGCCUACAUAGCUACAUAGCCCACAGCCCCCCAACAGGACAGGAUGGCUUUCCCAGAUAUUUGCCCUACCCACUUGCUUUAUUGCUGGGUAGGAGGUGCACCCAUUUGGCCUCUCCUCUGAGCACAAACAGCCUUCUCAUCCCCCUCACCACCCCACCUCCUGUUAUAACAGAAUAGUGGGCUCUUUGCUGUGCGCAUCAUCCUCGUGACUUGCCGAGUGGCCCAGAAUCUGCCUCCCAGUAGGU